Fusarium poae is the source of this 654-nucleotide messenger RNA. RefSeq lists its product as uncharacterized. The coding region runs from base 1 to 654 and encodes 217 amino acids. The record is from RefSeq and is a predicted model, not a curated record. The transcript has a single exon. Lineage: Eukaryota; Fungi; Ascomycota; Sordariomycetes; Hypocreales; Nectriaceae.
AUGCUUCCUCGUGAAGGACAAUUCCCCUACCCUAUUGUUGGAGGCGAUGAACCUGCCAACAGCGCGACACUUGGUACUUUUCUCAAUCAUAUGGCUAUCAACACGAGAAACUUGACAGCAAGCAUUGAGUUUUAUACCGAACUCCUCGGUUUUCGCAAAUUAUUCACCCUCCAGAUCACCAAGACAUACUCCAUCACCUAUCUAGCUCAUGCCCAAGGCGGCAAGAAUGGAACAGGUUAUCAGACGACACUAGAGAUGAACCGCGAGAAGAAUAAUGCACAAGGUCUUCUUGAGAUUUGCUACGUCGAUGUCCCAGUCAAGAACAUUGAGUCUGGAAGGCAGCAUCCCAAUACGUUUGGGCACAUCGGAAUCGUUGUACCGGACAUACAAGCAUUUCAACAGCGGUUGGAUACGUUAUCACAUAUCUCGGUGCUUAAGAGAUCGGGAGAGCCCUUUCUUGAGCUUGACCCAAAUAUUGUGGUUGGUCCUGCAGUAGGGUUGCUGCCCGACAUUGUUGAGCAGCUCGAUGAAGAAGAGAGGAAGGCGAUUGUUCAGAACUUUGGCCAGAGUGUCGAACCGCUCAUCUUUGUCGCAGACCCUGACGGUAACUUUAUCGAAGUCCAACCUCAAGAAGGUGCGGCGCUUGUUGGAUGA